Cooperia oncophora is the source of this 369-nucleotide messenger RNA. NCBI's taxonomy places the organism in Eukaryota, Metazoa, Nematoda, Chromadorea, Rhabditida, Trichostrongylidae. The record is from the annotation of a GenBank genome assembly.
UUGAAUGCUUUCGAAAGACAGGUAAAUCAGCUAGCACCUGUUGUGUUCGUGUGUGCAACCCACAGCGAUGACGUUACGUUGGAGGCCAGUCAGUUCGAAGACAUUCUACAAUUCGACUUCGCCGACUCAUAUCACAACUUGUCAAUGAAAAUGAUGGCGAUUUAUCAAUUCGUCCUGGACGAAUUGCCUUCAGUUCGUGACAUUAUUGUCUUGAAUGACGAUACAAUAGUCAACGCUACUGCUCUAGCAGAGGGAUCAUCUUUCAUCUUAUCACGAAAUGCAGCACGACUGCUGAUCGAGAAUAUUUGUAAAACACCAUUUGUGCAUCUUGACGAUAUUAUGAUGGGCGAGUCACCUUACCACCAUUGA